Messenger RNA from Gavialis gangeticus (Gharial), 1397 nucleotides. It is a transcript of the gene SCGN, whose product is annotated as secretagogin, EF-hand calcium binding protein. Bases 44 to 865 code for a protein of 273 amino acids. The record is from RefSeq and is a predicted model, not a curated record. Gene Ontology annotation, biological process: regulation of presynaptic cytosolic calcium ion concentration; regulation of long-term synaptic potentiation. Gene Ontology annotation, cellular component: cytosol; terminal bouton; synapse. Lineage: Eukaryota; Metazoa; Chordata; Crocodylia; Gavialidae. Gene Ontology annotation, molecular function: calcium ion binding. The transcript is spliced from 11 exons.
GGGAGCAGGAGCGCGGCGGGUCCCGGCGGCUCUACCCAGCACCAUGGACAGCGGCCGGCUGCCGCAGCUGGACGCCGCCGCCUUCCUGCACAUCUGGCAGCGCUUCGACGAGGACGAUAAUGGUUACAUAGAGGGGAAGGAGCUUGAUAAUUUUUUUCAUCAUCUGCUGAAGAAACUGGGUCCAGAUGACACCCUAACAGAGGAAAAGGUGCAGAGAAUGAAAGAGCAGUUCAUGUCCUCCUACGAUGUCACAGCAGAUGGACGUUUGCAAAUACAAGAGCUUGCAAACAUGAUCUUGCCAGAUGAUGAGAAUUUUCUGCUGCUUUUCCGGCGGGAAACUCCCUUGGACAACAGCGUGGAGUUUAUGCGGAUUUGGCGCAAAUAUGAUGCGGAUAGCAGUGGAUUUAUUUCAGCUGGUGAGCUCAAAGACUUCCUGAAAGAUCUUUUUUUGCAACACAAAAAAAUGAUCCCUACAGCAAAGCUUGAAGACUACACUGAUACAAUGAUGAAGAUUUUUGACAAAAAUAAAGAUGGACGAUUGGAUCUGAACGAUCUGGCAAGGAUUCUGGCGCUCCAGGAAAAUUUCCUCCUUCAGUUCAAAAUGGAUGCUUGUAGUACAGAAGAAAGGAAGAGAGAUUUUGAGAAAAUUUUUGCACACUAUGAUGUUAGUAAAACAGGAGCACUUGAAGGUCCAGAAGUAGAUGGCUUUGUCAAAGAUAUGAUGGAGCUUGUCAAGCCCAGCAUUAGUGGUGUGGAUCUGGAUAAAUUCCGCCAGAUUCUGCUUCAUCAUUGUGACGUGAACAAGGAUGGAAAAAUUCAAAAAUCUGAACUAGCUUUGUGUCUUGGGCUUAAGAUGAACCCGUAAAUUUGAAUGCAUUUCAUCUCUUGUUUGCAAAGUUUUCCUUUGUACGAACCUGCUGCUACUGGUAGAACUGUUUCAGUGCUGUGCUAAAAAUCUGUGUUAUACUGCUGAAUGUGGAAGGUAAUGGCACCCCAUCGAUGGAAUAAAAAUGCAUCUGCAUGAUGAUACAACAACUGGGGAAUGCAAAAAAGGCCUUUUAAUUUACUAAUUAGAUUUCUGUUGCUCACAGAAGCAUUCAUUUGUGGGGUUUCUGCAUUUUUAUUAAUGAUAUCUGUAUCCACAGCUUAUCAAAAAUGGGGGCUGAUCUACUACUAAAAUAUUGUCAGUCAGUUCUCUAGAACAGGAAAAGUCUUUCCUUAACAUGUAAUAUCAGUACUGUCAUACCAUAGCUAUCAAGUCCUUUUGAUGAUUGCCUUCAAUGUGAAAUCAUUGCAUUUCUAAACAUAAGCAUUGUGCUUUAUUUGUGCAUAUGACAUUAUAAUAUUGGAUGGAUGACAGUUUAUUUGUGCAAGAAUAAAAACCACAAUUAAGGAAA